Messenger RNA from Eruca vesicaria subsp. sativa (arugula), 1047 nucleotides. Lineage: Eukaryota; Viridiplantae; Streptophyta; Magnoliopsida; Brassicales; Brassicaceae. The record is from the annotation of a GenBank genome assembly.
AUGGCAACGAGGUGUAGUACAGAGAGAAACAAACCGGACAACCAGAACCUCACCAGAACAAGAUCUAUUGGUUCAAAGCCAAAGCCGGUUCCAUCAUCUAACGCAGAUGGAUCUGGUCGGAAAACAGUUGAGAAGCCUUUGCCUAAUUAUUUGAAACCAACGGCCAGCUCGAGACCUGACCCUGUCAAGUUCUUGAGGAAGAACAAAGCUGUUGAAGACAAUCAGAAGCUUCUUCGUAGACGAUCUUUUGAUCGUCCUCUUUCAUCUUCAUCAACUUCAUCAACUCGUAAGUCUAUUAACACCUCUCCUCCAGUACGUCCACGAGAAACGCCUGUCACUGGUCUGCGUUCUACAUCUUUCCAUGGAAGCAGCAGAGGCGGUCUUAGAGGAAGCACUACGGUGAAAUCUACUCCUGUGGCUUCAAGAGGACCUCCGGGUGUAAAGAAGAGCGGUCUGAGCAGUACCAGUUCUUCCAAGAGCAGAAAGGAAGGUUCUGAGAAUGUUCCAAAGAAAUCUUCUGGGAAAGAGAUUACUCUGGAAUGUUCUCCUCCUUCUCAUGAGGAUGAAGAAGAGAUUGUCAAGGUUGAGAUUGAUGUACAAGCUUCUGACCACAUAGAAGAACUGAAAGAAGAAGAAGAAGAAGAAAAAGGAGAGCUGGUAAAUGGGGAACAGUUAGAGGCGCAGAAAGAAGCAGAAAACACUCAAGAAAACAACAGUGAAGACAAGGAAGAAGUUGAAAAGAGAGUUGAUGUUGAGGAGAAUAAUAGCGAGACAGUUGUUACUCCAUAUAUGAAAGAAGCUGAGAUAGAAGCAGAAGUUAAGGAAGAGGAGCGCGAAGGCAGCAAUGUGAAAGAAGGAACACAAGAAACAAAGGCUCAUGUAGAGGAAAGAAUAAAGGAGGUGGUGAAAGGGAAGAAGGGAUCUCCAACAGCAUACAACGAUGUAAUAGCAAGUAAGAUGCAAGAGAGCUCAAGGAAGAACAAGGUCUUGGCUCUCGCUGGAGCCUUUCAGACCGUUAUUGACUAUGAAACUGCUGCUUCUAAGUGA